CCACCAAACGAUGAGAGUUAUCCUUCUUCUUCUGGCUCUGACAGUCUUCUGUGCGGCCGAUGCUCUGGAUUGGACAGCCUUAUUCGGUAUUCAAUCGAAGUUGAUCCUUCAAGCCAAGAAAACCAAUUCGCUUUCGACUCUCUAUUCACUCAUUCCACGAGGACAAGAUAUCGACCAGUAUCUCGCAACUCACGAUGUUCGAGACGUUCACGUCUUCACAGCAGGCAGUAGCACUUUGGGAUCUCGAGCUCUGGCUGAACUCACUGUAUACAGAGGUUAUCACCAAGAUAGAGUCUACGCGUAUCUCUGGCUCAGUCCGAGCAAGCAGAGCGCCACCGGAUACACAAUGUCCAAGGGAUUCAUCUGUGCCAACAUUAUGUGCGUUGGAGAGCAGCCAUCAGUUUGAUAACUCUUAUGAUUGAGAUUAUAUAAAUGAACAUUGUGAAAUUCCA
Caenorhabditis elegans is the source of this 452-nucleotide messenger RNA. RefSeq lists its product as uncharacterized. NCBI's taxonomy places the organism in Eukaryota, Metazoa, Nematoda, Chromadorea, Rhabditida, Rhabditidae. The transcript has 3 exons. The coding region runs from base 11 to 406 and encodes 131 amino acids. The record is from RefSeq and is marked reviewed.